Molecule: messenger RNA, 1004 nt
Organism: Pteropus alecto (black flying fox)
Lineage: Eukaryota; Metazoa; Chordata; Mammalia; Chiroptera; Pteropodidae
Gene: NCR3
Product: natural cytotoxicity triggering receptor 3
Exons: 4
Coding region: 13-558 (181 amino acids)
Biological process (GO): immune response-activating cell surface receptor signaling pathway; positive regulation of natural killer cell mediated cytotoxicity; natural killer cell activation
Source: RefSeq, a predicted model, not a curated record
ACGCCCUCCGACAUGGCCCGGAUGCUGUUGCUCAUCUUUAUCACGGUCCAUCCAGGAUCCUGUGCUCUCUGGGUGUCCCAACCCCCUGAGAUUCAUACUCAGGAGGGCGUCACUGCCUUCUUGCCCUGCUCCUUCAAUGCCAGCCAAGGGAGACUGGCCAUUGGCUCCGUUACGUGGUACCGGGACAAGGUGGCCCCAGGGAAGGAGGUGAGGAACAGGACCCCAGAGUUCAGGGGCCGCCUGGCCCCUCUUGCCUCUUCUCGCUUCAUUUGUGACCACCAGGCUGAGCUGCACAUCUGGGAUACCCGAGACCAUGACGCUGGAGUCUAUGUGUGCAGGGUGGAGGUGUUGGGCCUGGGUGUCGGGACAGGAAAUGGGACUCUGCUGGUGGUGGAGAAAGGACCUCCUCAGCUAGGGGCCUUCACAGUCCUCCUUCUUCGGGCUGGAUUCUAUGCCUUCAGUUUUCUCUCUGUGGCCAUGGGCAGCACCAUCUAUUACCAAGGAAAAUGCCACUGUCACAUGGGAACACACUGCCACUGCUUGGAUGGCUUCCGAUGAGUGAUUCCAGAACCCAGUGAUCCCAAUGCUCUUCAAGAGACCCCAAUAAAUCCCUCUCUGCCCCACCACUAACUUCUUAUGAGUCUUGUGUAUUUCCUUCUUCAUUCUUGAGAUGCGCCAGUGUGCCCCUCUCCGGGUUUCCCUGGCUCUUAACUCUUCCUUCUACUAAGUCUGGCCUGAAAAGGUCCAAAGAGGGAGCUUCCAAGCAAUUGCGCCUAGAGCUUCCUCCCACCACCCUCCUGGGGCUCAACAGGAGGGGACCCACCUUUUCUAGGCCUAGGAAGCUGAGGAUGAUUCUCCUGAGAAAUUAGGAUGAUUCUCCUGAGAAAUUAGUCCUACUUGUCAAUUGCCCACAAAUAUAGUAGUCUCCCCUUAUCCCAGGGAGAGUAUGUUCCCAGACCCCCAGCGAAUGCCUGAAACCAUGGACUGUACUGAACUCUAUGUAU